Molecule: messenger RNA, 573 nt
Organism: Hordeum vulgare subsp. vulgare (domesticated barley)
Lineage: Eukaryota; Viridiplantae; Streptophyta; Magnoliopsida; Poales; Poaceae
Exons: 5
Coding region: 1-573 (190 amino acids)
Biological process (GO): regulation of gene expression
Cellular component (GO): cytoplasm
Molecular function (GO): mRNA binding
Source: RefSeq, a predicted model, not a curated record
AUGGCGGCGUUCUGCGCCGUUACCUUGAUGAAGGCUUUGUGCUACGCACGACAAAUCUUACAGAGUCUUCGCGUGUGGCUGGACGAGCGCAGGGAGGUGGCGCUGUUGGGCGCCUUGGUGGCGUCGACGGAUGGCCGGACUGGCAAGGAUGAUGUGCAUUUCUCUUCUGAAGAUGGGUCAGCGGUUGGUGUUAUCAUUGGAAAAGCUGGAGAACCUAUAAAGCAUAUCCAACUUCAGUCAGGGGCAAAGAUCCAAGUAACAAGGGACAUGGAUGUUCAACCCUGGUCACAGACAAAAUUGGUUGAUCUUUUGGGCACUCGUGACCACAUAAGCAGAGUUGAGCAGUUGAUAAGUGAUGUUCUUGCAGAGGCUCAUGCUGGCUCAUUUCGCACUAUCCCUAAUUGGAAGUACAAUGCACCUCAACCUAGUGUUGAGCAAUUCCAUAUGCAAAUUGCUAACAACAAGGUCAUUCCUUUCCAUUUUCCUCCUGGUGAUACUUCAACUGAAAGAACAUUGUAUAUUGAUGGUACUACAAAGCAAAUGGAAAUAGCACAGACGCUUGGUUACGAGUGA